AUGUCUGAAAACACGGAGCAGCGAAUCUGUAUCAAUUUUUGCUUUAAGCUCGGUAAAACGGGCACCGAAACCUGCGAGAUGAUGAAAACAGCAAUUGGAGAUGAGGCGAUGAGUCGUGCUCUGGUUUUCGAGUGGUUCCGGCGAUUCAAGGAGAGUUGGAAAUCAGUGGGCAGUGAUCCCCGUUCUGGACGCCCGUCCAACUCUCGCAAUGAGAACAAGAUUGCACAAGUGCAGGCUGUGGUGCGCUCUGAUCAUCAUUUAACGGUCCGAGAAAUUGCACAGGAGUGUGGCGUUUCCAUAGGAUCAUGUGAUGAAAUUUUGAGAAAGGACUUGAACAUGCGCCGAGUGUCUGCAAAGCUUGUGCCGCGUCUCCGCACUGAGGAUCAGCAAUUUUAA
This is a messenger RNA of Stegodyphus dumicola, 396 nucleotides long. Its product is annotated as protein GVQW3 pseudogene. Lineage: Eukaryota; Metazoa; Arthropoda; Arachnida; Araneae; Eresidae. The record is from RefSeq and is a predicted model, not a curated record.